AUGGCUCAAACAAAAAACAAUAUUCUCAUCACUGGAGGUGGAGGCUUCAUCGGCCAAGAGUUGAUUGUCUCCCUUCUAAAAGAGUUACCCAACGCCAGCUUCACUCUGACGGAUAUCAUCACCCCAUCCGUUCCAAAAGGCGCAGAAUCUCAAGUUACUUCCCUCAAAGCGGAUUUGACCGACCCUUCAUCUGUCAAGUCAUUACUAUCCAACCGUUUCAGUCAUGUCUAUAUCCUUCAUGGCUUGAUGUCAGGUGGUGCAGAGGCGAAUCUAGAUCUCGGUCUCAAGAUUAAUGUGGACUCUGUCCGGACAAUACUCGAUGUCUUGAGGACCGAGCAUCCUGGCACCAAGGUCAUAUUCGCUAGUUCCUGCGCUAUAUACGGCAAGACAGACCUCGUGACAGAAUUUGGAACCCUGCCUCAGCCCAAGAGCUCCUAUGGCAUUCAGAAAUUGAUGGUUGAGCUUCUCAUCAACGAUUACUCUCGCCGUGGGCUUCUUGAUGGCCGUAUAGUCAGGCUACCCACCGUUAUUGUACGCCCGGGUGCACCUUCAGCCGCUGCAUCUAGCUUUGCGUCAGGAAUCGUGCGUGAAUCACUACAAGGUGUGAAGAACAUUCUUCCUGUCAGCCGCGACCUUGAACUCUGGGUUUGUAGCCCGGCAACAGUGAUCAAGAACUUGAUCAAGGUCAAGGAUGUUACCGCGGAGAAGUUUGGAUCUUCAAGAAUCGUUAAUUUCCCCGGUAUUACGGUCACAGUGCAGGAGAUUCUCGACGCGUUGAAAGAAGUUGGUGGCCAAGACGCAUUGGCUCAGAUCGAGGAAAAGAAUGACCCCGCCAUUGAGGCGAUUGUGGCUAGUUGGCCAGCGAGGUUUGAUGUUUCCAGAGCAUACGGACUUGGACUUGAUGCCGAUGGGACCGUGUUAGAUGCUGUUAAAGCGUUCAAAGCAAAGAUGGCAUAG
Molecule: messenger RNA, 957 nt
Organism: Fusarium venenatum
Lineage: Eukaryota; Fungi; Ascomycota; Sordariomycetes; Hypocreales; Nectriaceae
Source: RefSeq, a predicted model, not a curated record